This is a messenger RNA of Nannochloropsis gaditana CCMP526, 900 nucleotides long. RefSeq lists its product as uncharacterized. The record is from RefSeq and is a predicted model, not a curated record. The transcript is spliced from 2 exons. The coding region runs from base 19 to 726 and encodes 235 amino acids.
AUACCAGCCACGGACGCUAUGGGAUCUCUCUUCUCUCGCAUCACGAACCCUCGUCGCUACAGAGAGCACUACGAGAACGAGGAGACCUCUACUCCUGCAGGAGGAAGCAACUCUGCUGCCGCUGCGACCUCCCCGGUGGCGGAAACGGUGGAGGAAGCUGCACCAUUCGAUUAUAUGCCUCUCCCUAAAGAGCGUGUGGCGACGAUCAAGGGGAUCUUUGGUUUCGGCCAGUGGCAGGGCGUGUCCAUUAUUGAAUGGUUCUUCGUACUCUUUUACAGUAUGGUUGGAGUGAUAAUGUUCUUGUCGAUUGUGCAGGCAAUGACCAUGGGCUCAGCAGGCCUGGCAAUUCUCUACAUGGUGCUGUCGCCCAUCUUUUUCGUGCUCCUCACGAUGGCCGCGCGGGUCUUCACUGAGCUUGUGAUAUCUGUCCUGAUGGUCCCCCACCUCCUCAUGAAGAACCAGCAGGAGCUCCAGCGGCAGAUAGGCAUCCUCCAACAGCAGCAGCAGUCCUACCUUUCAUCAACCCAGCAGCAACAGCAGCAGCAAGCAGGCUGCCCGGACCUGGAGGCGGGCCAUCAGGACUUCACUACUGUGCACCUGCACUCCGCCACAGGGGAAGGAGGGAGGGAGGGGCCCUCCAGCAGCAACCCCUCGUCAUCGGCCGUCCCGUCGCGUCGUCACGUGGGGGAGAAUCGCGGCGAGGAGAUUGGGAUCGCUAUGGCCUAGAUCGUCAAGGCGUCUCAUUCAUAAAAGAUGUGUAUACUCGAGGGCGGAGGUAGACGCGGGCACGGGGCCAGGCGUGGGUGUGAUACAGAGCGGGGCGGAAGCUUCGCACUUCGGAAAAGACUAAGAUGAACAAAGAUAUGCAACCAAUUAUGACAGAGUUUAAAAGCACACAAC